AAACAACCAGCUGUUACAAAAUUACACACAGCAGCACAAUGCCACUGGAAAAUGCACAGCAGCAACCAGAAAUUGCUACCAGAACAUGCUGGUGUAAUAAUUGUUUUUAUCAACGUGCCAAUUGAACAUAUGGGCCCAUUUUUAAGUUAAAGUUCUUUCAUGUGAAGUGAGAAGAUUCGACCCGACGUCGAAUCCGGCCACUGUCCUUUUCAACAAUCUAACCCUCCCUCGACUCUAGUAAUCUUAUUCUCUCACUAAAUGCGGAUUGUUGAAACCCUUAAAAUAUUUACCAAAAACCAUAUACGGGAAGAAAAAUUUGUUGCUGAUCUGUAAUUAAACAUUAAAUUCAGCAGAUUUUGCUAAUGGCGGGAGAACUUCCGUUUGAUAAGGACAGUGGCAACGAAAACACUUUGCAGUCGAUUCGAUAUUCGCGGGGACGCCUGCAGCUUCUGGACCAGAGAAAGCUACCCCAUGAAUCUGUUUAUAUUGACAUUCACGACUCUACAGCAGGAUGGCAUGCUAUACAAGACAUGGUGGUACGUGGUGCACCUGCAAUUGCUAUAUCAGCUGCACUUUCUCUUGCGGUGGAGGUUAUUAAUUUGGGUUCGGUUGAUUGGAAGGUGGAUGAUGCUAUUGCAUUUCUGCAAAAACGGUUAGAAUACCUUGUUUCUAGUCGCCCAACAGCAGUUAACCUUUCAGAUGCUGCCAAAAAAUUGGAUGAUGUGGUCCUAAAGGCUUCCACUCAAGCCUCCAGUCCUGAGAGCAUUUUUCAGGUCUAUAUUGAAGCUGCUGAAAAAAUGCUGAUAGAUGAUGUGAAUUCUAACAAAGCAAUCGGUUUACAUGGGGCUAAAUUUAUUCUACACCAAACCAAUAAAAGUCACAACCUCAAUGUUUUGACUCAUUGUAACACUGGAAGCCUUGCAACAGCUGGAUAUGGUACUGCUCUUGGUGUGAUUCGUGCACUACAUUCUGAGGGUCUGUUAGAGACUGCUUUUUGCACAGAAACCAGACCAUUCAACCAGGGAUCAAGGCUCACCGCAUAUGAAUUGGUCCAUGAUCAUAUACCAGCAGUGCUUAUAGCAGAUUCUGCAGCAGCUGCAUUGCAAAAGUCAGGUCGUGUAGAUGCAAUAGUUGUAGGAGCAGAUAGGAUUGCAGCAAAUGGUGACACAGCAAAUAAAAUAGGGACAUAUAAUCUGGCACUCUCGGCUUUCCACCAUCAUAUACCAUUUUAUAUAGCUGCUCCUCUGACCUCAGUGGAUCUCUCUAUUUCCACUGGUGAGCAAAUAAUAAUUGAAGAGAGGUCACCAAAAGAACUAACUCAUGCUCUUGGUGGCCAAGGGCAACAAGUAGCUCCAUCUGGGAUUUCUGUUUGGAACCCUGCUUUUGACAUUACCCCUGCAAAUCUUAUCUCAGCCAUUAUAACUGAAAAGGGCAUCAUUACAAAGAAGGAUCAAAGUUCCGUGUUUGAUAUAAAGGGGUUCAUAGAGAAUGUUUCUUGAAUUAGGGAGCAGACAAUUAUCAUUGGAUAUAUGUUAAAUGUAAGUAGUUGGAUGCUCGAUCAAAGGAAUUGAAGGAACUUCAUGCUGGGAAAUCCAAGCUUAUGUAAUCUAGUUAUAAGAACUGAAGUAUUACUGUAUUUUGGAAGUUGUUCAUUUGAAGAAGUGGAAUGGACGAUGGAUUAGGGACUUAUGGCAUCCAUACCUGCCUUUUCUUCCUGAGCAAUAGGGAGUAAAUUUCCUGCCAUGUACAUGGUAAGGAUGAAGCAAUGUUUGAUGGAGAACAUUCAGCUAAUAAUGUCACUAUAUCAAGAUCUGAGGUUCUAUUUUUAAACUUACAUAA
Cryptomeria japonica (Japanese cedar) is the source of this 1839-nucleotide messenger RNA. Its product is annotated as methylthioribose-1-phosphate isomerase. The transcript has 9 exons. Lineage: Eukaryota; Viridiplantae; Streptophyta; Pinopsida; Cupressales; Cupressaceae. Bases 363 to 1499 code for a protein of 378 amino acids. Gene Ontology annotation, molecular function: S-methyl-5-thioribose-1-phosphate isomerase activity. The record is from RefSeq and is a predicted model, not a curated record.